UCCUCGUCAGAUUCCACUGCUUCUUCCACUUCACAAAUAUCCUCCUCAAAUAACUUUUUCCUUUUUUUCUCUGUUAUUUUUCGACAUAUGUUAAUACUUUCUUCAGCUUGCACGCAAAGUAUUGUGCAUGGAAAUUUUGCUGAAGCCUGCUUUCCCUGCAGCUCACUGACAGAGUAACUGAUAGAGGAGCAGCUCCGCCGGAGCCAGGAGCUUUCUAUAUGGAAGCGGCCGACGAGGAGAACGCUUUGCUGCUUCAUCUCCAACCUACUCCGCAGGCUGUAGCCUCGGAGUACGCAAGUGAUGGAUCAGUUGACAUCAACAAACAACCUGCUCUCAAGCACAGUACGGGGAACUGGAGGGCAUGCUAUACCAUCUUAGGUGUUGGAUUCAGUGAGUGCAUGGUGUUCUCUGCAAUCGCGACGAAUUUGGUGACCUUACUCACCACUGUGCUCCACGAGAGCAAGGUGGAUGCAGCCAGAAAUAUCUCCUCCUGGGCCGGAGUGUGCUACCUCACACCACUUCUUGGGGCUUUCGUCGCUGACAGUUACUUGGGAAGAUACUGGACCAUGGUCGUAUUCCUCCCAGUCUACAUCGUGGCAAUGCUCGUCCUGAUAGCUUCAGCAUCACUACCAACGUUGUUCCACAGCGAUGUUCACCCUGCAGUGGUUUACCUUGGUCUCUACCUUGCCGCCAUUGCCAGCGGCGGUGUGAAGCCCUGCAUCUCUGCCUUCGGGGCUGACCAAUUUGACGUCAAUGACCCGGUGGAGCUGGUGAAGAAGGGCUCCUUCUUCAACUGGUACUUCUUCCUGACCACCACCAGCUCCCUGCUGUCUGGGACCGUCAUUGUUUGGCUGCAGGACAACGUUGGGUGGGCAGUCAGCUACGUGAUACCGACAGUGCUCAUGCUCAUCUGUUUCCCUGCAUUUUUAGCUGGCUCCAGGGUAUACAGGUUUAGGAAAAUGGGAGUAAGCCCUCUUACCAGCAUACUUCAAGUGGUUGUUGCUGCUGUCAGGAAGUGGCAUGUCAAACUGCCGGAUGAUAGCUCGCUUCUAUAUGAGCAGGCCAGUUCACCUUCUACAACUGAACAUAAGAACAAGCAUACCAAUCAGUUCAGGUUCUUUGACAAGGCUGCCAUUGUCCCAUCGGGCAACGAAUCCACGGCGCAGUCGAGUCCAUGGAGGCUCUGCACAGUGACACAGGUCGAGGAGCUAAAGAUGCUGCUCUCGACGCUCCCAACCUGGGCGUCGUUCUUGGUCUUCUACGCAGUCACGGCUCAGAUGCAGUCGACGAUGAUCGAGCAAGGCAUGCUCAUGGAUAACCACGUUGGCUCGUUUGCCAUCCCACCGGCAUCCAUGCCCAUCAUUGGUGUGCUCAGCUUCCUCAUCUGUGUCGCCGUCUAUGAAACCAUCCUGGUGCCACUAGCGCGGCGCUUCACCGGGAACGAGAAAGGCUUCUCCCAGUGGCAGCGCCUUGGAAUCGGCCAAGCUCUGUCCAUCCUGACAAUGGCGCUCGCUGCUUUGCUGGAGACAAGGAGGCUGGAGAUCGCGGAAGCCAACGGCCAGGAGGUGCCGGUGCCAAUGAGCAUCCUGUGGCAGGGCCCAGUUUUCUUUGUGCAUGGUGCGGCCGAGAUGUUUGGUUCCAUUGGCAUGACCGAGUUCUUCUAUGACCAAGCCCCGGUGACCAUGAAGAGCCUGUGCGCAGCGUUCGGGCAGCUCGCGAUCGCUUCCGGGUCUUACCUCAACACAGCCGUGCUCAGCGUCGUCGCAUUCGGCACAACACGCGGCGGCGAAACCGGAUGGAUUCCAGACAACCUCAACGAAGGCCAUCUCGACUAUUUCUUCUGGAUGAUGGCAGCUCUUAGCUUGCUCAACUUAGCUCUGUUUGUGCGUUACUCAAUGAGGCAAAGAGGCAAGGAAACUUAAGAUAAGAGGCACUGAGCAAGACAUUGGUUUAUUAUAAUUCAGGAAAAUAUGAACAAGGCAGACCAUGGAAGAAGCUAUAUAUAUGGACAAAUUACUCAUAAAUAGUAGCAUUGUACAGUGGGGCGCUGGGAACCAAUACUGGAGAAGUGGCCAAGGCACCCAGGCCCAAGAGACUCCUCAAGCCCAAUACCAAUUACCAAAGUUUACCAGAGUAACUAUAUAUGAUGAGAGGAGUGUGGAGAGAGAACAUAUGAAAAUUUGUAUCCAAAACUCGAACCAAUAUUCAGCACUGUCCUCUGCCGAAUCUCUCUUUUUUUCUCUCUCUAUCCCCCCUUUCUUCUUCCGUGUUCUUUCCUCUGUUAUUUGCUAACAAUUGGUAUCGUCUUCCUCGAU
Molecule: messenger RNA, 2315 nt
Organism: Sorghum bicolor (sorghum)
Lineage: Eukaryota; Viridiplantae; Streptophyta; Magnoliopsida; Poales; Poaceae
Product: protein NRT1/ PTR FAMILY 8.3
Exons: 5
Coding region: 219-1922 (567 amino acids)
Biological process (GO): transmembrane transport
Cellular component (GO): membrane
Molecular function (GO): transmembrane transporter activity
Source: RefSeq, a predicted model, not a curated record